AUGCGCACUCUUCACCGAGCCCUUCUUGUCCUGGCCGGAGCUGUCCUGGAAGCUUCGCAGGGUGCUGCCGGGCUCUCGGCUGCCGAGUGGCGGAGCCAGUCCAUCUACCAGGUUGUCACCGACAGGUUCGCCCGGACCGACCUGUCGACCACGGCGUCUUGCAACACGGCAGACCAAGUCUACUGCGGAGGGACAUGGCAGGGGCUCAUCUCCAAGCUGGACUACAUCCAGGGCAUGGGUUUCACCGCCGUAUGGAUCUCACCAGUGGUCAAGCAGGUGGAAGGCAAUUCCCAAGAUGGGUCGGCCUAUCACGGAUACUGGGCGCAGGAUAUCUGGGCCUUGAAUCCAGCUUUUGGGACCGAGGCGGAUCUCGCUGCGCUCGCUGCGGCACUGCAUGCCCGAGGCAUGUAUCUCAUGGUUGACAUCGUCACCAACCAUAUGGCAUACAUGGGUUGUGGCACCUGUGUAAACUACAGCCUGUUCAAUCCCUUUUCAUCGUCAUCGUACUUCCACCCAUAUUGCGCCAUCGACUACAGCAACCAGACGUCGGUCGAGGUUUGCUGGCAAGGGGAUAACAUUGUCAGUCUGCCUGAUCUGCGCACCGAGGAGCAAGUCAUCUGGAACCGCUGGGUUAGCCAGCUCGUGUCCAACUACUCCAUCGACGGCUUCCGAGUCGACAGCGCAAAGCACGUCGAGACGUCCUUUUGGCAAGGCUUCUCGACAGCGGCGGGCGUGUACCUGCUGGGCGAGGUCUUUGACGGGGACCCGUCGUACGUGGCGCCUUACCAGAACUACCUCAACGGGGUUCUGGACUAUCCCAGCUACUACUGGAUCCUCCGGGCUUUCCAGUCAUCCAGCGGCAGCAUCAGCGACCUCGUCUCCGGGCUCAACACGCUCCAUGGCGUUGCUCUGGACCUUAGUCUAUAUGGGUCCUUCCUCGAAAACCACGAUGUGGCGCGGUUUGCGUCAUUCACGCAAGACAUGGCCAUCGCAUUCACAAUGUUGAAAGACGGCAUCCCCAUCAUAUACCAGGGACAAGAGCAACAUUACUCUGGCGGAACGACGCCCAACAACCGCGAGGCCCUCUGGCUCUCGGGCUACUCGACUAGCUCCGAGCUUUACAAGUGGAUUGCCGCCUUAAACCAGAUCCGGGCCCGAGCAAUUGCUCAAGAUGGCGGCUAUCUCUCCUACAGCAGCCAACCCAUCUACUCGGACAGCCACACCAUUGCCAUGCGCAAAGGCACCUCGGGAUACCAGAUCGUGGGCGUGUUCACCAAUGUCGGGGCUUCGUCGUCGGUCACGGUCACCCUAACCUCUUCCGCGACGGGCUUCGGGGCGAACCAAGCACUCAUCGACGUGAUGAGCUGCACCGCCUACACCACAGAUUCGACGGGAGCCCUCACUGUAACCCUGAACGACGGCCUGCCCAAGGUGCUUUAUCCGACUGCGCGGCUCUCGGGCAGCGGUAUCUGCGCAGGGAUGACCAGCACAGCGCUGCCGACGUCAAGCUCGACUGCAGCAUCAGCCACGACGAUGAACAUCACCUUCAAUGAGCUCGUCACCACGGCGUGGGGGGACACAAUCAAGCUGGCCGGCAACAUAUCCGCUCUCGGCAGCUGGAGCCCAAGCAGUGCCUUGACACUGAGCGCAUCGCAGUAUUCACAAAGCAACCCGCUCUGGUCCGUCACAACCGUGCUCGCUCCCGGAACGGUGAUCGAGUACAAGUUUAUCAAGGUCAGCGCCUCCGGGACAGUAACAUGGGAGUCGGACCCGAACCGCGUCUACACUGUGCCCUGCGCAACUGCGACGGACAAUGCACGAGUGGGCCGGUGCGCGACAAGUUUGAGCACUCAUGCCCAUUUCACCACGUAA
Molecule: messenger RNA, 1872 nt
Organism: Thermothielavioides terrestris NRRL 8126
Lineage: Eukaryota; Fungi; Ascomycota; Sordariomycetes; Sordariales; Chaetomiaceae
Product: glycoside hydrolase family 13 protein
Exons: 14
Coding region: 1-1872 (623 amino acids)
Biological process (GO): carbohydrate catabolic process
Molecular function (GO): alpha-amylase activity; calcium ion binding; starch binding
Source: RefSeq, a predicted model, not a curated record